AUGGCGCCCACCAUCACCGAGCUCGCGAAGCGGUACUACUACAACUGCGGCUACAACAGCGUAUGCUACAGCAACCGCUGGUAUGACUGGGGCCGUUGGGUCGUCGUCGGCGUCGUCAUCUUCGUCAUCUUCUUGGUCUUCCUCACCUGCAGCUGCAUCGCCCGCCGCCGCCGCCGCCGCGGCACCCAACCGAUAUACGGCACCGGCUGGAUGGCCGGUGGCAAGCCUAGCGGGCAAGAUGGCCAGCCGAUGAACGGGUACCAGUCGGGCUACAACCCUCAAGCCUACGGGCAACCCGGCCAGAACGCGGGCUUCGCCCCUCCACCGCCCGCGUACGGGAACCAGCAGCAUCCCCAAUACACAGGCACGACCUUCAACCCCAAUGAUGGCUACUACGGCCAGCAGCAGUACGGUGUUCAGCAACCUGCCAGCGCCUACCAACCGGAGACGACGUACGCACCCCCCACCGGCCCCCCGCCGGGCAAGUAA
This is a messenger RNA of Drechmeria coniospora, 489 nucleotides long. RefSeq lists its product as uncharacterized. The coding region runs from base 1 to 489 and encodes 162 amino acids. Gene Ontology annotation, biological process: vesicle-mediated transport. NCBI's taxonomy places the organism in Eukaryota, Fungi, Ascomycota, Sordariomycetes, Hypocreales, Ophiocordycipitaceae. Gene Ontology annotation, cellular component: intracellular membrane-bounded organelle. The transcript has 2 exons. The record is from RefSeq and is a predicted model, not a curated record.